This is a messenger RNA of Melanaphis sacchari, 669 nucleotides long. RefSeq lists its product as uncharacterized. The record is from RefSeq and is a predicted model, not a curated record. Gene Ontology annotation, molecular function: DNA binding. NCBI's taxonomy places the organism in Eukaryota, Metazoa, Arthropoda, Insecta, Hemiptera, Aphididae. The transcript is spliced from 2 exons. Bases 1 to 669 code for a protein of 222 amino acids.
AUGAAAAUAAAAUGGAAAAAUUUAAAAGAUAACUACAGAAGAAAAUGUACAAAUAAGUCGGGUCAGGCCGCCACUAACGAAAAGCCAUAUGUCUAUGCAAAAGUUUUGGAGUUUCUUCGGCCUACGAUAGAAAAUAGAAAAACUCAAAAUAACAUAAUGAGUGAAUCAGAAGAAGACGAAGUUGAAAGUGAAGGUGAUGAAAUAUUCGUGGUAGGGCAAGAUAUAAAUGAAGAAAGCUUGCUGAAAAAAAGUUUUUCUCAUACACAGGAAAUGACAAAAAUAAAAAGAACAAAAAAAUCUCAGGUAAAUGAGAUAAAAGAAGUCAAAGAGGUUGAUCUUAUACAUUUUUUAAAAAAUCGUCCAAAAGAGGUAGAAGAUCCCGAUAAGUUGUUUUUACUAUCUUUAACGCCUCUUAUUAAAGAUUUCACUAGUGAUCAAAAGACUCAACUGUACAUUGAAUUUUUGAAUGCUAUACAAAAAAUUAAAAACACUUCUCAACAUCAAUUUUCUUUUCAAAGAAAUCAAAUGCCAUCAUUAACACCUCAUAAUCAAAAUAAUACAUUUACUCAGCCUCAGCUCUACUCAUUAGGCACUACUCACCCUAUAGUACAAUUACCACUAAAUACUCAAAAUAAUAAUCAUCAAACAUCAAGCCCUGUCUAUUAUUAA